This is a messenger RNA of Diaporthe citri, 561 nucleotides long. RefSeq lists its product as uncharacterized. Bases 1 to 561 code for a protein of 186 amino acids. Lineage: Eukaryota; Fungi; Ascomycota; Sordariomycetes; Diaporthales; Diaporthaceae. The transcript has 2 exons. The record is from RefSeq and is a predicted model, not a curated record.
AUGGAUGACCUCCCAGCGGCAAAGGUCGCAAGGACCUCAGAGGCCACUUAUGGCGAUGUAGAGGCCGCGAAUGAAUGCGUCGUGUCAGAGUCACAGCCACAGCCAGAGGAGGAGUCGAGCGAUGACGAUAUUCAAGAGAUCCCCACGCCGACCAAGCCGAAGCCGACGCGCAAGCCCCGAGCCUGGCCGCAGCCUGCAGAGCCGAUCACUGCUGGACACGAAUGCAGGGAGGCCCUCAACCAGACCGACAAGAUUUGGAAUAAGGUGGGCGGCGUGUCACCCGUGUUCCGUUACACGGACUCCCUAAUACUCGAGCUCAUGCGCCUGCGCCUCGACAGGGACGACAAGAACCCCAAGAAGUCCCACUCAAGCGACGGUGGUUUCUUAUUCGAGCUACACACAUACGCACAGGACGCGGGCGGCAAGGUCGCCGCGCUCGAUGCGAGGCUCAAGGGGCGGCCGGGCAAGAGGAACCAGGUCAGAGAGGGACAAGUACCGCGCAGACGGCCUGAACAGCCUAUGCGAGGCGCGGCGCGGGUGCAGGGAGGAGCAAGCUCAUGA